GCUACUACGGUUGAGAAGUCCGUCGGCGGAGAAGCUCGCGCAGUACUAGAGCCUCGCGCGCGCGCGCCACAGAUCGUGUGUUUAUCUAGCCGCGAGGGGCGGGGCCAGGAUCGGGACGGCAGCGCAACGCUCGCUACCCUCAGCUGUCGCCGCUGGAGGACCAGCCCUGAGGAGCCAAGUAAGGCCCAACGAAGCAGGGGCUCCGAAAGGAAAGAGUCGGAGGAACCUGCUGCUGAAACUGAGGGCCGAGGAAAGAGUCACCCGGCAACGAUUAACAGCUGAGGUACUGAUCGAGUUCUGCUCUUCUUCAAUGAGGAACUACAGGCUGAUCUUCUGCCAUAACCUCAAGCAACCAUAAAUGACAAAAGAAUGCUUGAAAGACAGCUUUGAUAUUGGGCUGCAUAAAGAUAUGAGGAAGAGUUCCUCCCCUUCCUCAAGUAACUGCAACUCUGUUCUCGCUAACAAAAUAUUUGGAAUUCCACUCGAUGAACUGCAGCAGGAAGGACAGCCGGGCAAUGAAGUUCCAUUCAUAGUUCGCCAUAUUGUGGACUAUAUCGAGGAACAUGGAGGUCUAGACCAAGAAGGGCUUUUUCAAGUCAAUGGUAAUGCAGAAACAGUUGAGUGGCUUCGACAAAGAUAUGAUAAUGGAGAAGAUGUGGACCUGGUUAAAGAAGCGGAUGUACCUUCAGCUAUUAGUCUUCUUAGAUUUUUUCUUCAAGCACUUCCAGAACCAGUUAUUCCUGGCACACUAUAUAUGCAUUUGAUACAACUUUCAGAAGAUUAUAAUGAAGAUGAAUUUGGAAGAAAAUUGAGGUUCCUCUUGCAGCAGCUUCCGCCUCUUAAUUACAGUUUGUUAAAAUUUCUGUGUAGAUUUUUAGCUAAUGUAGCAUCACAUCAUGAAGAGAUUUGGUCUGCAAGUUCUUUGGCUGCAGUUUUUGGUCCUGAUGUCUUUCACAUUUACACAGAUGUGGAGGAUCUGAAAGAACAAGAACUAGUUAGCAGAGUUAUGGCGGGACUAUUAGUGAAUUAUGAUGAGCUCUUUGAAAAUGAAGAGGAGGAUUUCUCAUCUAAUGAUUUAAGUUCAAUAACUGAGCAGAUAAAUGAUCUAUUGGAUGAUGAUGUAAAGCUUGACCAGCCAGAACUGCCAGAAGAAGAAGAAAAUAUGGAGGACCCAGAAUAUAAGCAAGAUAUAGAGCCUCAAGAUAUGGUCGAGAGCAUCUUGGAGUCAUGCAGUGUUGCAGCUUCAACAAGUGCUCACCUCUCCCCUUUAAGCAUCUUGCCUGCCUCUGCAGACAUCUUGGAAAGAACAAUUAGAGCAGCUGUAGAACAACACCUCUUUGAUCUGCAGAGCAGCAUAGAUCAAGAUCUCAAGAGUUUACAGCAUAGAAUGGUCUGUCAAGAAGCAAAUAUUGAGGAGAAUGAAGAAGGAUCUAACAAUCAAAAAAAGCAUCCUGUUUCUUUUAGUAGAGGUGGUGCUGAAAAGAAUGUUACUAAAGAUGGUGAGAAUCUUGGAGACUGCUCUGAAACAGUGGAUUGCACAAGUUUAGACAAUGAAGUUUCACACCCUGAUUUUGUAUCCGAGGAAGAAGACAAUGAUCAGGUAGCAGGCAUAUUGUUGAAGCCAUGUAAUGGAGGAGUUGAGGCUGAAGGGUCCCUUGGAGAUGUGCAAGAUUGUGUGUCGUUUGAUGAUGGCCACAAAAUGACUUCGCAUGUGGUUCUGGGUUUUGUUAGCAAGAGUUGUGAUCCAAAUGCCCAUACUGAAUCAGGAGAGUUGAAAAACAGAAAUAACAAUGCUCCUGAAGCAACACUGUGUGUCGCUGUGCCACAUCUUGAUUUGAAGAAUGUGAAUGAUGGUGACAAAUGGGAAGAGCCGUUUCCUGCUUUUAAAUCUUGGCAGGAAGACAGUGAAUCUGGAGAAGCUCAGCUGUCUCCACAAGCUGGAAGAAUGAAUCAUCCUUUGGAAGAGGACAAUCAUCCAGUAUUGUCACAUCGGAGUUUAGAUUUUGGGCAAAGCCAGCGGUUUCUACAUGAUCCAGAAAAAAUAGAUUCAUCUAAAGCACUUUCAUUUGUUAGAACUCGAAGAGCAUCAUUUAGUAGCUCUAAGGAUGACAGAAGGGAAGACAAGACUCCUUACCAGCUAGUUAAAAAGUUGCAGAAAAAAAUCAGACAAUUUGAGGAACAGUUUGAAAAAGACAAAAAUUUCAAGCCCUCAUAUACUGAUAUUGCAGCAAAUCCAAAGGUUUUAAAGUGGAUGACAGAGCUUACCAAACUGAAGAAGCAAAUAAAAGAUGCAAAGCACAAAAGCUCAGAUGGAGAAUUCAUACCUCAGCCACGUCCACGAAGCAACACACUUCCAAAAAGCUUUGGCUCCUCUCUAGACCAUGAAGAUGAAGAAAAUGAAGAUGAUCUGCGGGUUGUUCAGAAAGAGAAGAAACCUACCAAGGAGGCCACAGUUGAGCUCAUUUUGAAAAGAUUGAAGGAAAAACGGAUUGAAAGAUGCCUACCAGAUGAUAUAAAAACAAUGACAAAAGACCAUCUGGCAGAAGAAAAAACUUCACUGCAAAAAAGUCUCCUGUAUUAUGAAAGUCAGCAUGGUCGACCGGUUUCUAGAGAAGAAAGACAUGUUGUUAAACCCCUCUAUGACAGAUACAGGCUUGUGAAACAAAUGCUAACUCGAGCAAGCAUUACUCCCAUCCUUGGAUCACCAUCAACCAAGAGACGCAGCCAAAUGUUACAACCUAUCAUAGAAGGAGAAACAGCCCACUUUUUUGAAGAAAUUAAGGAAGAGGAAGAAGAUGGUGAUCUGUCAUCAGAACUGACUGAUCUCCUGAAAUCUAAUGCCCAAAUGCAGUCUGUUACUGCGAGCCCAGUUGAAAACUCAGAAUCUGAUAUUGAAGAAAGUCAAGAGAAACUAACUCGAGAGCUUCGUCUGUCCAGUACCCGUGCAGCUUCCAUGCCUGAAUUAUUGGAGCAACUUUGGAAAGCCAGAGCUGAAAAAAAGAAAUUGCGAAAAACAUUACGGGAAUUUGAAGAGGGGUUUUAUCAGCAAAAUGGAAGGAAUGUUCAGAAAGAAGAUCGUGCUCCUAUGCUUGAUGAAUACAGAGAGUACAAGAAAGUUAAGGCCAAACUUCGGCUUCUAGAAGUUCUCAUCAGCAAACAAGAUUCUUCAAAGUCAAUAUAAGUUAUGUUUCUUCAUAACACUGAAAGGUUCUUUUCUUAUGCUAUCAUAGUACUUGUUAGGUGUUUGCUUUGUCUUGCGCUGUUGAAAGAAUGCAGGUUUUGUACACUUUUAUUAUGGUGCCACAUUUGAAGGGCAAGUAGGUCUUAUCUAGAGAGCUAAUGAAAAUCUUACCAAUUUGAGACUGCUCUGUCCAACUUUAGCAAACACAGUUUUCUUCUCAUUUUUAUUAUUACACUUGAAUCUUGUUCCCAAAAGACUGUAGAACAAUAACCAUUCAAAAACUGUGGACCUGCUAUCUUCGUUUCAUCUGCAUUUCUUAGUGUAACACAGAACUACUCGGUUGCCUUUUUCUUAUGGGGAACAAUGGCAGCAAAUUAAGAACACGUGUUCCUGAGCACCAAAACUGAACUGAGAUGCCUUUCAGAGAACAGCUGUGGAAUAACUUUAUUUGGUUUCACAUGACAUCUGUCAUGUAAUAGAAUGGUUUAUGGCCUGUGGAUAUUGCAACUUAAAACUCCCAUUUGCUCUUCAAUUUCAGAUUACAAUGGACAAACCAGAAAGUGACCUUGCUUGUUGUAUUUUUAAAACUUGGAAAACUGAACAUUUAUAUCACAUAUUGCCUACAAGACUUGCAUUACUGUUAAUUUUAUCAGUUAAUGGUGAUUUAGUGUGUGGUCUGAAUUGUAUCCUGCGUCUUAUCCUUGAUGGGGAGAUUGUGAUGGUGCUGUACAGCUCCAGCAGGCCUGUGUCAAUUACCUACUCUAUUGUACCUGAACUAAGUAUAUUUUAUCAAGGGCUAAAACCAAUUAAUGUGAUGGAUUGAAAUUGGAUAGAGUCAGCUUUGAAAGGAGCCUUUCUGCUAUGUCACUGUUACAGAAACUGGAAGCAAAGUGAUUUAACUUUUGUCAUGUUAAGCAGGUAUCAUAUUCUUGCAUGAUACAGCUUCAGAACGGAAACUUUUUUGAGUGAUGUUUACCUUGUCCGAUGUAGUUGACACAACAGCUUUUAAUGUUUUUCUUUCAAAUCUGACAGAAUCCUAAACGCUCUUUACAGUGCUGCUAUGGACACAGCACCUGCAUACAGAAGGAUUCCAGUUUAGAAAUAAUAGAGCUGUGUUUUUUUUGUCCCCUCCUCCCUCCCUGUCUGUUUAGGCUCUGGUUUGGGCCUUUACAAGCAGUGUAGGCAGAUGAGUACCAUGUGCAAAUGCUGCUGGGGGGUUGAUUGGGAGCUGUGGAGGUCUGUAUUAUGGCUUCAGAUACUGUGCUUGUGAUAGGACUUGAUUGAGCCCUAAGUGUUUAAAUCGGUGCUCUCUGGGAUUUUUUUGUCUUGAUUGUGGCCAUGUUUUUGCAUGUGCCUAGUUGCUGCAUGUAUUUAUGAUCAGCUGAUGUCAGCACAAAUAUUUUUUCGCACUACUUUCUGAAUGACCAAAAAAUGAAUUUUUGCAAAGAAGUGGCUAGCAUGUAAAUUCAUCAGGUCAGUGUGUUGACAUGGGAUAGAUUUUUUUAAAAGUAGGGUUUUGAUACUCCAGACUUGGCUGUUUGCUUUGGAAAGACUUUUUUUUUUUUGGUGAUUGUAGGCAUGUAAUUUUGGAACCUGAAAGAGAGCAGUAAAAUGAGCUUAUAUUCUGAUGAUUUGCCUUUUACAGAAUUAGAGGUUUUUUGUUUAGUGGACCAUAGUAAAUUGCAAGGUUAGAAAUUUAAUCUGGAGAUCAUCUGUGGCAUUUGUUCAGCUCCAUUGUGCAAUGUACUCUUCAGUUACUUUUCUAUCAGUCUGCAGACACAAGUGUAUCUAAACAUUGAAACUUAUGUGUACUGUAUAGUGUUGUACAUGAAUGUUUUAUAUACCACAUGCAAAAUGUCAAUAUGCACUAUUUAAAUGUUUUAAAUAAUAUAUUCCUCCUUUAUAAUGCUUAAAUCUAUAUGAUUCCAAUAUUUUUAUAAAGUGAGUGAUCCAACUGGUUCAAAUUCAGAAUUAUUAACAGCUGCUUUUGUGUGUGUUAUGCAGUGUUUGGCUGUCCAGUAUCAUAGCUAGCAUGGCAUCAGUUAUGCUAAGAGUGUGUGUCGUACCAUUCUUAUUGAGCAAUAAAUGGUAGGUUUAGGCAUUUUGUGAUAUAACAUAGUUUUACUUUGGUAUAAGUAAAAACUAUAUAUGUGGAUAUAUAGAUAUAUAAAUAUAUAUAAAUAAACCAGAUAUAAUUGAUUGCUAUGUCUGGCAUCUCAGUGUAUAGAUUUUUAUAAUAAAAGCAACUUUUAUUGUCAUACACCA
Eublepharis macularius is the source of this 5446-nucleotide messenger RNA. It is a transcript of the gene FAM13B, whose product is annotated as family with sequence similarity 13 member B. Gene Ontology annotation, biological process: signal transduction. NCBI's taxonomy places the organism in Eukaryota, Metazoa, Chordata, Lepidosauria, Squamata, Eublepharidae. The coding region runs from base 359 to 3181 and encodes 940 amino acids. The record is from RefSeq and is a predicted model, not a curated record. The transcript is spliced from 23 exons.